AUGACUGUCCAUCACAGCUCGGUCCCCGACUAUGACGACCUCCCAAAGGUCGAAAACAUGCCGCAGGGCUAUGUCUGGGGCCUCUUCGACAAAGACGGCAAAAAAGACCUCCUCGGCACUCUCAACUUCCUCACCCCGGACAUCGUGCAAGCGGCGGCCGCCGAGGUCAAGGACGGCAUCUCCGUCUCCCUCAACUGGUCCCUCACCGGCAUGGGCAAGAUCGACGUGCCCGGCCGCAGGCGCGCCGAGCACAAGUUCCUCUACAACCCCGACUCCAUGGGCUUCGCCGUCGGCGAGAGCUGGGACGACGAGCUGUCCAUCAACACCCAGAACAGCAGCCAGUGGGACAGCCUCUGCCACUUCGCCCACCAGUCCACCGCCCAGGUCUACAACGGCUUCCGCCUCACGCACGACGUCCUCGCAGCCGCGGUUGCCCCCUCCAGCGACUCCCCCGUCCCGACCCUCGACCACUGGCACCCCCACGGCGGCCUCGUCGCCCGCGGCGUCCUCAUCGACUACAUGGCCUACGCCGAGGACAAGGGAAUUCCCUACCACCCGUUCGCGGGGACGCGCAUCGGACCCGUAGACAUGGACGCCUGCGCGGCCCACCAGGGCGUCGAGUUCCGCCCGGGAGACGUCCUCAUCGUGCGCACGGGCAUGACCGAGGUCUUCGACGCCCUGACGCCCGAGCAGCUGCGCGCGGCCGGCGAGGUCGACACCGUCACCAUGUCCGGCGUGCACGGCUCCGUGGAGACGGCGAGGUGGAUCUGGAACCAUCGCUUCGUCGCCGUCGCGAGCGACAACAACUCGGUCGAGGCGCUGCCCCCGCUCAAGGCCGACGGUUCGCCCGGCGGCUUCGACGAGCUCGUCCUCCACCCCCUCCUCCUGUGCGGCUUCGGCAUGCCCCUCGGCGAGCUGUGGGAUCUGAGCCGGCUGUCCAAGCUCUGCAGGGAGAAGAAGCGCUACUCCUUCAUGGUCACCUCCGUGCCGCUCAACCACCCAGGCCUCAUUGGAUCGCCCCCAAACGCUCUGGCCAUUCUAUAA
Clonostachys rhizophaga is the source of this 1044-nucleotide messenger RNA. NCBI's taxonomy places the organism in Eukaryota, Fungi, Ascomycota, Sordariomycetes, Hypocreales, Bionectriaceae. The record is from the annotation of a GenBank genome assembly.